AUGUCUCCUCUUGGAUGUUCCCUGAGCCGCCAACUCGUACUCAUCAUCUUGGCGGCGGUAUCCCAUGCCGCGUUCUACGAACCUUACAACUUCAAUGCCUUGAAGCACCUCGGCCGGGCAUCCCCAUAUUUUGAGCUUCUAGAUUCACAACCUGCAUCCCCAGAAGCCCCUCAGGGCUGCACGGUGACUCGCGCUUCCUACCUAACCCGCCAUGGCGCUAUCAACGUAAACGACGAUGAUUAUGAGGAUUGGAUCCAACCAUUCCUGUCAAAAUGGGCGAACCACACGGGUACAGACUGGGCUCAUGUAGCGCCAUUGAGCUUCUUGGCCGACUACAAGACACCAUUCCCGCCCGGGGCCGACACGCCGGAACAGGUCACUAAAAUCGGCGAAAUGGAGGCCAUAGAACUUGCCAUUGACAUCACCUUGCGAUAUCCACACCUCAGAGUUCCCUCUCGGGUCUGGGCUUCGGCGCCACCGCGCACAUUCGACUCGGGCAAGGCGUUUGUGCGCGGGCUGCAUACCGAGGACCACCCAGUCGACCUCGUCAGUGUCGUCGAAGGAAACCUCGGUGGUGCCAACAGCUUAGUUCCAUACCAGGCUUGUACCAUCUACCACGAAGGGAAUGACGAGGCUUCCACUUACCGUGAACUCUUCACCAAGCCCAUCAAGGCACGUUACAACGCCCUAGCCCCUGCAUACAACUUCACCACGACGGAUAUAGUGGGGAUGAUACUUCUAUGCGGUUAUGAGUCCGUCAUCCGCGGCCAGUCUCCCUUUUGCGAUCCCGCACUCUUCACACCCGACGAACGACUCGGUUGGGAGUAUGCUGACGACAUUCGAUACCACUACGAUGUCGGUUACGGCAACCCCCUAUCCGGCACCAUCGGAUUUCCCUGGCUCAACGUCACCGCCAAUAUGUUGAUGGCCGAGAGCGCUGACGAGGACAUCUACGUCGGUAUCUCGCACCGCACGCUGCCGUCUAUGGUCUUCGUCGCUAUGGGCCUGUUCAAUAACUCGGCGUUCGGGGGCACGGCGGCAUCUAUCAACGACACGAUGCCACUCGAUCGCAUCAACCCGCGUCGGGCGUGGCGGACAUCGGAGAUAACGCCGUGUCUGGGAAACCUGGCCCUUGAGCGUUUGUCUUGCACUGGAAGCUACGGGUUUGAUGAUGGGAACUACUACCGUGCCCUGGUGAAUCGUGCACCACAAGCGCUACCGGGGUGCACCGAUGGGCCGGGGACGAGCUGUUCGGAAAGCGGAUUUCUGAAAUUCUUGCAGGAGAGAGAGGCCAUGUUUGGUGGCUUCUCGGAGAGGUGUCAGGUCGAUUACGAUAACAGUACGGAUACUGUGUCCUUUUACCAUUCUAUCUGA
Molecule: messenger RNA, 1374 nt
Organism: Pseudomassariella vexata
Lineage: Eukaryota; Fungi; Ascomycota; Sordariomycetes; Amphisphaeriales; Pseudomassariaceae
Product: histidine acid phosphatase
Exons: 1
Coding region: 1-1374 (457 amino acids)
Cellular component (GO): fungal-type cell wall
Molecular function (GO): acid phosphatase activity
Source: RefSeq, a predicted model, not a curated record